Vittaforma corneae ATCC 50505 is the source of this 2067-nucleotide messenger RNA. RefSeq lists its product as uncharacterized. The coding region runs from base 1 to 2067 and encodes 688 amino acids. The record is from RefSeq and is a predicted model, not a curated record. Gene Ontology annotation, molecular function: ATP binding; ATP-dependent chromatin remodeler activity. Lineage: Eukaryota; Fungi; Microsporidia; Nosematidae. The transcript has a single exon.
AUGUUUGAUGACCAUGAGAAGCAGUACGGGGAAGGCAGAUAUCAAACAGAAUUCAACACAAGAAAGUUCAUACAAAUUGAUCCCAGGGUGGAUAUAAGCAUUUCUGAAACUGCUGCUCCGUCUCCGCGCAAGACAAGACCACUAAAUCCAAGCGAAUUGAAAAAACUAACGAAAUCACUCAAAGAAGAGCCAUCAAUAUAUGAGUUUCAUCCAGAACUAAGAGAGAAAGAACAGAAGCUGUACACAAAAAACAUAGAGUUUGAUGUUGACUAUGCCCCGAUUCCUUUCUUGAAGACACAGCCUAUGGAGCAUCAAUUUUACGGAAUCUCGUGGAUGAAAAGUAGAGAAUGCCACAAAAAUCAAGAAUGUUCUGGGGGCGGAGUUCUGGCUGAUGAAAUGGGACUAGGCAAAACCCUGCAGAUGAUCGGAUUGAUGCUUAGAGAUAAGCCAGGCGAAUUGAAUCUUGUAAUCGUCCCUUCAGUUGCACUUCCACAGUGGGUUUCUGAAAUUGAAAAGCAUGCGCCUGGCGCAUUCAAUAUUGUUAUUCAUCACGGCAGAACAAAAGUUUGCGAGGGCAGCAAUGCAGUUCAUAUAGAUCAGACCAGAUUCAAUAUAAUUUUAACGACAUACGGAACGGUUGAAAGUCUAUAUAGAAAAAAGAACAGUAGGCUACAUUCUCUAAAAUUUACUAGGGUAGUCUUAGACGAGGCGCAUACAAUUAAAGAUAAUAAAAGCAGCACAUCAAAGGCAAUUAGUAUGCUACAAUCUAAGUAUAGAUGGGGAUUAACUGGCACACCUGUCCAGAAUAGAGUCAAUGAUCUUCUAUCGCUAAUAAAGUUUCUGAGGAUAGAUCCGCAAUCGUAUUAUUUUUGUAAAAAGUGCGCUUGUAAAAGUCUAGUGUGGCUGAGAAAUGACGAGAAAGAAGAUACUGGUCAUUACGGUCGAUGUGUCUGUGGCCACUUUUCUACCAGCCAUUUUUCAUGGUGGAAUCGGCGAAUAGCCAAUCCUAUUAGAGAGCUCGGAUAUACCGACCGAAAUGAGGAGCUAUUUACCAGAUUACAACACAUUACCAAGCAGUUCAUUUUAAGGAGAACCAAGACAGAAUUAGAAAAGAGCCUUGGCUUGCCCUCAAAAGUAGUUAUUGUGAAAAGAUGUCUGUUUAGCCCACAGGAACUGGAGUUUUACACUAGCUUGUAUAGUGAUACAAAAUCAAAAUUUAACUCGUAUGCAAUCAAAGGACAGGUUCUAAACAACUAUGCUCACAUAUUUGAGCUGUUGCAAAAAAUGCGCAUGGCAGUAAACCAUCCGUACUUGACGUACAAGAAUUCUGGCUUGAUGGAAAAUGCGCCAAUAUGCGGAUAUUGCAAUGCAGAAGCUGAAGAUCCAGUGCGGUCAAAGUGCAAUCAUGUGUUUUGCAGAGGAGAAGCGGAAGUUUUUCUCCUGCACACCAACAAAUGUCCUGUCUGUCAUGUUCCAAUAACCAUAGAUCUAUCAGCAGAAGAAAAUAUUAAAACUCAAAAUCUCAUUGCGAUCGAUAGCUGGCAGUCGUCCACAAAGAUAGAAACAUUAAUAGAAAUGCUUAGUUCAAUGAGGAGUGAAGGGAGGAUGCCAAAAAGCAUUGUGUUUUCUCAGUUUGUUAAUUUUCUUGAAAUACUGAGGUGGAGACUGGAGAGGGCAGGGUUUAGAUGCGUAAAGAUCUAUGGAUCUAUGACUAUAUCCCAGAGAAAAGCAGCAAUUGCCGAGUUCAACUCAAAUUCAGAGAUAACCGUCUUUCUUAUUUCUCUUAAGGCGGGUGGCAUAGCCCUUAACCUGACAGAGGCAGAGAAUGUCUUUAUUAUGGAUCUAUGGUGGAAUCCGGCAGUUGAGGAGCAGGCCAUGGACAGAAUUCACAGAAUAGGGCAGCAUAGAUCUAUACGAAUAUACAGAAUAAUCAUUGAAGAUUCGAUAGAAUCCAGGGUGCUACUUCUCCAAAAGAAGAAAAAGGCGCUCUUUGAAACUACAGUUGAUAACAACAUGGAUGCACUUCAAAGACUAACCGAAGAAGAUCUUCAGUUUUUAUUUUGCUAA